AUGUCACCCUCGGCGACCGAGACCCCCGAUGGGACAGUCCUAACCCUCCGCAAGGUCCUUACCUCUGAAUCCGAGCCCCUCGCUCGCCGCUUCCGCGCCCUCUUCUCCCUCAAGCACCUCGCGUGCCUGCAGCCCCCAACUGAGCAGACCCUCCCGGCAAUUGAGGCGAUCGCCGCUGGUUUCGCAUCGCAAUCGGCUUUACUCAAACACGAGCUUGCGUACUGUCUCGGCCAGACCCGCAACCAUGACUCUGUCUCGUACCUGCAGCAGGUCGUGAAGGAUGUCGAGGAGGAUGCGAUGUGCCGUCACGAGGCCGCGGAGGCUCUCGGUGCACUUGGUUAUAAUGACAGCUUGGAUAUUUUGAAGAAGCUGCGUGAUGACGAGAACGAGUUGGAAAUUGUUCGCGAGACUUGCGAUAUUGCGGUCGAUCGUAUUAUUUGGGAGAACUCCGAGGCCAGGAAGGCUGAGAAGUUGAAGCCCAGUGACUUCACCUCUAUUGAUCCCGCUCCUCCCAUGCCGCUGGAUGCCCGCGAGCCCUGCAUUCCCGACCUGGAGAAGACACUACUCGACACCAAACUCCCUCUCUUCCAAAGAUACCGUGCCAUGUUCGGCCUGCGCGACCUCGCUUCGCCGCCCGACCUCCCCACAGCAGUUGACGCCGUGAACGCUCUGGCCAAGGGUCUCAAGGACCCCUCUGCUCUGUUUCGCCACGAAGUCGCCUUCGUCUUCGGGCAGCUCUGCCACCCCGCCUCUAUUCCCUGCCUUACAGAAUGCCUCGGCGACCUGAAGGAGCAGGGUAUGGUGCGACACGAGGCUGCUGAGGCUCUUGGCAGUUUGGGCGACGAGGAGGGCGUCGAGGAGACCCUGAAGAGCUUCCUCAACGACCCGGAGCAGGUGGUGCGCGAUAGUGUGAUUGUGGCUCUUGACAUGGCUGAAUUCGAAAAGAGCGGCCAGGUUGAGUAUGCGCUGGUGCCGGAUGGAAAUGGCCCUGCAGUUGCCGCAGCAUGA
Penicillium atrosanguineum is the source of this 1008-nucleotide messenger RNA. Its product is annotated as deoxyhypusine monooxygenase. Gene Ontology annotation, molecular function: deoxyhypusine monooxygenase activity. The record is from RefSeq and is a predicted model, not a curated record. The coding region runs from base 1 to 1008 and encodes 335 amino acids. Lineage: Eukaryota; Fungi; Ascomycota; Eurotiomycetes; Eurotiales; Aspergillaceae. The transcript is spliced from 2 exons. Gene Ontology annotation, biological process: peptidyl-hypusine biosynthetic process.